This is a messenger RNA of Pocillopora verrucosa, 5122 nucleotides long. RefSeq names its product mitogen-activated protein kinase kinase kinase 3. Gene Ontology annotation, biological process: protein phosphorylation. Lineage: Eukaryota; Metazoa; Cnidaria; Anthozoa; Scleractinia; Pocilloporidae. Gene Ontology annotation, molecular function: protein kinase activity; ATP binding; protein binding. The record is from RefSeq and is a predicted model, not a curated record.
GAUUCAGAAGGUCUUCGCUGUUUUUCCCACACUUGCAAUGAAAUUAAAGUUCGCCUGCACUGACAUUAGUAACUUGGGAACGAUACCUGACGUUUGAUGAUGGACAACUAGAAAAACGCAGCUGUAUGAUAUUUCCCUUUUGAACACAUCUUCGCAUGUUUCUUAAAACGGCGCGCACACAAGACACUCAGCUAGCGGGUUUCUAUAGAAAAGGAAAACAGUCUUCGAAUCUCUCAGACAUCAUCGGAGGGAAUCUUAACAAUUGCGUCUGUUAUGUAGAGUUCAUGGACUCUUGAAAUUUUUCAGCAAGUGAAGAGAGGAUAUUUUGAAAUGGAUGAUGAUCUGGAAAGUGGAUACCUCAGCCCUGGGAGUGAAUCCUCCAGAUCUCAGACCCACAGAGCAAAAAAUGUGAACAACAAUAUUCACAUGAUGGAACAGAAAGUUCGCAUCAAAUUUGAAUUUAAAGGUGAAAAGAGAAUCAUUCCAAUCGCCAGACCUGUGAUUCUAUCUGAGUUACUUUCAAAAGUCAAGACAGCGUAUGGUCAGGAUCUGUCGAUGAACUAUGUCAGCAAUGAGAAUGCAAUUCCUCUUGUAAGCCAGUCUGAUCUUGACAAAGCAAUUGAAAUCUUGGACAGAAGCCAGCACCUCACCAGCCUUAGAAUACUCUUGUCACUACCUAAUGGCAUCAGUGACUACAACAGUCACAAAUCUAAUGUGCCAAAUGCAUCAGUGAUGCCUCCAAGCAACCCAAAGGUUGGAUCUCUCUUUGGCAAACCUUUCUAUAAAAAAAGACAACCAAGAAGUUAUGGACUUGGAAUCAGGCAUCUCUCCAGGUCUCAGUCAACCCCUGAUGAGAUCGCUUACAUGGCAGUGGAUCCACCCAACACACCAAGUUUAUCAAGAUACAUCAAUGUGCAGUACAUGUCAUCCAGUAAUAUCAACACCAGAGGCCGAAACUCUCCCCCUCCAGGAUUCCAUCAUGAUGAAUUCCCAGCUCAGCCUUUCCAUAUGGUCAGGGGUGAAGGUGAAUUUAUACCAGAAAGCCAAGAUCAUGUGGUGGUUCCCAGAUUUCAUAGACGAUUGAAUAUGUGGUACGAUCCGCUAUCACACAGUCAGGUAAGAGUUGUUUCCAGUCCAAGCUCUGAAGGUUCUUGGAGAGGAUCAUCCUUUUCUGUGGACAGUGGAGGAGAAAUGCAAUCAUUUUACAACUCUACAAGAUCAGCAUCAAACAGCUCACUAGUGGUGGCUAGUGGAAUGUUUUCCUCAGAAGAAGAUAUAACCGACUGUAAAGCUCAUACGUACCCGAGAAGGAGAAGUCACACGAUUGGAGGACCAGAUGUGGACUAUAAUGACGGAAGCCAAAGAUACAAUGGUACACAGAAUUCUCGCAAACCAAUCCCGCUGUCGAUGAGAAUAGACCAGCAAAUUAGUCCUGCCAGCAGCAGUAGUAGCAGUAGUGGUUUGAUCGCUGACAUCGAUAUAAACACAAAAAGACCUGGAAGAGAGUCUGAGCUCGAAGUCGCCGUGCAGAAGCUUAAAGACAUGUCAAUAACAGAAACAAAAGUGCUUGAGGUGCCUCGAAACUGGACGAAAGGGAAGCUUCUCGGAGCAGGAGCGUUUGGUCAAGUAUACAUGUGUCAUGACCAUGAUACAGGGAGCGAAUUAGCCGUCAAACAAGUUGAAGUUGGGCUCCUCAACACUGCGACCCAAAAGGAAGUGAAAGCUCUCGAAGCAGAGAUCGAUCUUUUAAAGAAUCUCAGACACGACAGAAUAGUGUUAUACUAUGGGACACAACAGACAGAUCUGCAUGUCUACAUAUUUAUGGAAUACAUGCCUGGGUCAUCGGUACACGACCAUAUCAAACAACAUGGUGCUCUCAAUGAGAGUUUAACGAGAAAAUAUACAAGACAAAUUCUAGAAGGAGUGUCUUUCCUUCACGCGACUCUAAUUGUACACAGAGAUAUCAAAGGUGCAAACAUCCUUAGAGAUCUUCGUGGUAAUGUGAAAUUAGCCGAUUUUGGAGCGUCCAAGAGAUUACAGACAAUUCGAAGUAAAACUGGUUUUCGAUCAGUUCAUGGCACUCCAUACUGGAUGGCACCAGAGGUGAUAAACGGGGAAGGCUACGGGCGCAAGGCUGACAUCUGGAGUCUUGGAUGCACGGUGGUAGAAAUGCUGACGACGAAGCCUCCAUGGGCGGAGUUCGAACCAAUGGCGGCCCUGUUUAAGAUUGCAACGCAGCCUACAGAGCCUUCGCUGCCGCACGAUCUGUGUGAGGACGCCAGGGAGUUUAUUCAGUCCACUCUGACAAAGAACUCUUGGCAAAGGCCUUCGGCUGACGAACUGCUGAACUUCACCUUCGUUGUAAACUCCGCAGUAACGACAUGUUUAUGACGAUCGAAAAGAGCGAGCGAUGUCUAUGACGAGGUAUCCUUGUAAGUCAAGGACUUUCUGUCGUUUGAAAAGAGUGGGUGAUGAACUUCAUCACGACUUUGCAGUCAAUCCUUAGGAAUAUCAUCAAAGUAUACUUUACAACAAAAUUGCCAAUUAAAAACGUUGAGCUAAAGGUCAUUUGAUGCGGGCAAGCUAAGGAUCUGUGAUACGAAGGCAUUAUCAUCCCGAUGGAAUAAUCAAGGGAAGUUUCAAGCAUCAAGAAGAGAAAUUCAAAAUACAAAGUGAGAAGCAAACUGAACUAGAACGCAUUGACGUUGAUUUCAACUACGAGCGAGAGUUGAAGAAUUUUUCACAGUAGUAUUAAUUAUACAUUUUACAAGCGAUGAAAUUUUUGCCGAUAAUUCUUGUCGUUAGACGUGGAGGCUAAAAAAACAUCCUUAACAGGAGAGGCUGUGGUAUAGAGUAUAAAAGUUUUAAAGCCAAUAUUUUUUAGAUUUACUCCUCUACGAAGAAGACGAGAAAAUAUUUACAUAUGAUUGUACUCUAAUUGUUUAUAAAUAUGUGAUUCUUUGCUUCUUCGUGCCAUUCAAAGCCGACACCGACUUUUCACGAAAUUGUACUGAAGAUUGCACGAGUCGUGGACUUUUAAGCUUGCUCGUGAUAACUACAAACAUUCUGGCAACAGGAGUGAUAUUUUCAGUUCUUUGUAGAGCUAUGUUGGAAUUGUGUAUGUACCAAGAGAGUAUUAAGCUUAGAGGCUGGCUUCCUUGCGAUGAACAUAGAGUUAAAGGAAUCCCUCACAAUGUAUUUUCCGACCUAUUUUCUGUGGUCUCUUGAGAAUAGUGUCACAAUUACCAGACAUGUAACUUGAAUCUCUUAUUGGAGAACAACUAUAUUCAGCAUUGGAUGUCCAAGUGCGGAAAUAUCGCGACACGAAGUUGGUUGUUUUCUUAGAUCCUCCAAGGAUAUCUGAAAUUAGUAGUGAUUUCAAAAUAGUUCACAUGUUCUUUUUUUCGUGCUUGGCAAGCGUGAAUCUGACUUCAAGUUGUCCUCCACUUUUCACCGGUUACAUGAUUGGCGCGCUCUCAAUUGCCACAUGUUUCUUGCACUUGACUCAGGUUUUGUCAGUUUAAUUUAUUUUUUCCCGCUCUUUUCUUUUCGCUUGGUACAUAUUUGGCGCGCCUGCCAAAAAUUUUUGCGCGCUUGAUGCUGAUUGGUCCCACUGGUCCAUGUUUCCGUUGCGUGAAGGUUUCUGGGUUUGUGGGUUUGAGUUUGACAAUUGUGAUACUAGUGUCAAUGAGACCAAAAGAGAUUUAAGUCAACCGGAGAUCUUAAAUUGGUUACUCUGAAAUUAUUUUAAAGAAGCGUGUACAUGAAGCCUAAGAUAUUGAGUUUUUUUACGAUAUGUAAAUAAUUAAGCUUGUCAAUAGAGGCGUUCUGUUUUUUCGAAUUUUGUUCGUUCUGAACAAGUGAUAUUUUAUAUGACAGCUUGCUUCAAUAAGUCAUACAAUGAAAAUUUAUAUUGUAUAAUACUGCUGUAGAUAAGGCAUAGGUUGUAGAUAGGUUUCAUCGAUAAAAGAUCAAUUUAUGGCUUUCUUAGUUCUCCAGCUACAAAGCCCAAAUUCAAAUAAUUAAUAUUUUCAUUGACAAUUCAUCGCUUCCCAUAAUAAACUGUCGAAUGUGUGGCAUGAAUGUAAAUGAAAUCAGUAGUUCUUGUUUAAAGAUCGCCACCAUGGUUUCAUCCAAAUCGCUAAACCUUGGAACCACACCUUGCAGCAGAACAAGAAUUGUUAUCACUUUGUCGGGCAUUGUAGCGCAUUUUGCGUGCUAAAAUGUACUUUAGCCCGCUUGCACGCUCGCGUGAUUGUUCAAAAUUUUUUUGGUCAUUUUUUUAAAGUUUUUAUUUUCUUAAUGCCUUCCAAAGUGAUGAUAAUAGUAAGACGGUGUGUGUUCUUGGAUACUGAUAUGUUUUGGGCUCUUCUCAGAUCAUUUUAACCAUCGCUCCGGCUCCAGCUAAAAUGACUCGGUGUCAUAACACACGGAAGUUCUGCUCAUUGGCUUCUAGACAUAAGGGUUUCUUCCACGCACUUUUAAACGAGAACUACUUUGUACAUCGUGAUACACAAUACCACUUAACAGUACUACUUCAUUUUAAUGGUCACAGGGGUAUCUUUCACAGACAUAAAUCAUGAGCAUUAAAGGGUGAUUUUUGAUAAGUGUCGUUAAAACAAAACCAAAGUAAUUACAAUUAGAAGAAAGGAAGACAUCUUGAAGGGCCAAUGAGAACUCAAAGUAAAAACAAGCAAACCGUCUGAAGCGCGGGAAAACGCGUGUGACCAUGUCGAGGUUGGUGUUGGUUUUGCAUCUGAUUGGUUGGGAGAAUGGCGCCAGUUUUCUGGACCAAUUACAAAGGAAAGUCUAGCAAAACCAAUGCAAUUCCCGAUUAUUGUCAACGCCCAGUUGACAAUUGCUCCAACAAACAGCACCACUUAGAGCUACUUCGUGUUAGUUUAAUUUAUACGUAAAUAUUCACCUCAUUCGGUGGCUCGUCAUUCAAAAUGGACUCUGGAGCCUAUGUAAAUUGUUUAAGUGACUCCUGAUCUUACAAUGUAAAGUAAUUCCAACAGCUGUCGACAAAUUUGUUUUGGCAAACAGCUUGAGACAGUGAAAUAGAUUGUUAUAUUUGAAAAAAAAACGACGAAAAAACAAGGAAUAAAGUAUUGCAAUAUUA